Messenger RNA from Penicillium digitatum Pd1, 1551 nucleotides. Its product is annotated as cytochrome P450. NCBI's taxonomy places the organism in Eukaryota, Fungi, Ascomycota, Eurotiomycetes, Eurotiales, Aspergillaceae. Gene Ontology annotation, molecular function: heme binding; oxidoreductase activity, acting on paired donors, with incorporation or reduction of molecular oxygen; iron ion binding. The record is from RefSeq and is a predicted model, not a curated record.
AUGGAUCUCGUCCCAUUGGUAACAGGGCAGAUCAAGUGCAUCGCAUACUAUACUACUGGACUUGUUCUGGCGUCAAUUGUCCUCAAUGUGAUCAAACAGCUUGUCUUCUACAACAGAAAAGAACCACCUGUUGUCUUUCACUGGAUUCCUUUCAUUGGGAGUACAGUCGCCUAUGGCAUGGACCCGUACCAGUUCUUCUUCGCUUCUCGAGCCAAAUACGGCAAUAUCUUCACCUUCAUUCUGCUAGGCAAGAAAACAACCGUAUAUCUCGGCGUUGAAGGAAAUGAGUUCAUUCUCAAUGGAAAGCUGAAGGACGUCAACGCCGAGGAAAUCUACGGCAAGCUUACAACCCCCGUCUUCGGAUCUGACGUUGUCUACGACUGUCCAAAUUCCAAACUUAUGGAGCAAAAGAAGUUCAUCAAAUACGGCCUGAGCCAAGAAGCUCUAGAAUCCUAUGUGCCCCUAAUCGCCGACGAAAUAAGCUCCUACAUAAAAUCAUCCCCCAGCUUCAAAGGCCAAUCCGGUACCAUCGACCUCGUCCCCGCCAUGGCCGAGAUAACCACCUUUACCGCAGCCCGCACCCUCCAAGGCGAAGAAGUACGAUCAAAACUGACCACCGAGUUCGCCAAACUCUUUCACGACCUCGACCUCGGCUUCACCCCAAUAAACUUCAUGCUCCCCUGGGCACCGCUACCCCAAAACCGCAAGCGCGAUAGAGCACACCGCCGUAUGCGCGAGAUCUAUGUGGAUAUCAUCCAAGCGCGACGGGAAGCCGGCGAAGAAGCCAACGACAACGGCAGGGACAAAACCAAAGGGACCGACAUGAUCUCGAACCUGAUGCGUUGCGUGUAUCGUGACGGGACUCCCAUUCCAGACAAGGAAAUCGCGCAUUUGAUGAUCACAUUGUUGAUGGCGGGCCAGCAUUCGUCGGCCUCGAUUAGCUGCUGGAUUCUCCUUCGACUCGCGUCGCAGCCCGAGAUGACGGAGAAGUUGUUUGCCGAACAGGUCAACAACUUGGGCGCUGAUCUCCCGCCGCUGCAGUACAAGGAUUUGGAUAAGCUUCCGUUGCACCGCAAUGUGAUCAAGGAGACGCUGCGUCUCCACUCUUCCAUUCACACGCUUAUGCGGAAAGUGAAGAAUCCGAUGCCGGUGCCUGGGACUGAUUUUGUGAUUCCGCCGUCGCAUACGUUGCUCUCUUCGCCUGGUGUUACAGCAAGGGAUGAGCGGCACUUCCGUGAUCCAUUGCGAUGGGAUCCGCAUCGCUGGGAGAGUCGGGUUGAGGCCGAGGAUUCUUCUGAUACGGUAGAUUAUGGGUAUGGGGCUGUCUCCAAGGGAACGCGCAGCCCGUACUUGCCGUUCGGGGCCGGUAGACAUCGUUGCAUCGGUGAGAAGUUUGCGUAUCUUAAUUUGGGGGUUAUUAUCGCUACGCUUGUGAGGGAGUUCAGGUUUUUUAAUCCUGAGGGAAUGGAAGGGGUGCCAGACACGGAUUACUCGUCUCUCUUUUCACGUCCUAUGCAGCCGGCGACUGUACGCUGGGAAGUCCGUUCAUAG